Molecule: messenger RNA, 1635 nt
Organism: Thelazia callipaeda (thelaziosis nematode)
Lineage: Eukaryota; Metazoa; Nematoda; Chromadorea; Rhabditida; Thelaziidae
Source: the annotation of a GenBank genome assembly
AUUCAGCCAAGCAGAAAAAUUGGUAGUUAUUGGUCAGCUCCCGAAAAUGAUUACCAAGAAAAUGAGAUUGGCUUUGAAAGUGAUGAUGAGUUUGAUCAGGCUGGUUCUUCGCCUUUUACUUGUUGCUGGUCUGCUCCAGAAUUUGUCGCUGAUAAUGAUCAGCAAACAUUUGAUGAGGUUUCAAGCUCAGAUGAUGCUUCCUUCACUGUAGCAAAACUCAUGGCAACAAAUGAAGCCUCUCAAGCUAAGUCUUGCGUUGAUUUAAUGGAAUAUGACGAACCAAUGCGUAAUAGCAUUUUGGAUUUUGAUGGUCAAGUAGUUCAACAAACUACUAAUUUAAUCAACCUAAAUUUAGCAUCAAAUAAAUUUUGUCCACGAGCAAUAUCCGAGAAUGAUUCGCUUUAUCUCUAUGAUGCUAGUCCAUCACCUCAUCGGGAGGAGGAAGAAAUAGGCUUUGCAGAUGAACUUGCAAAAGUUGAAGAGUGUGUUAACAAGUGGACACCAGAAGGAGUUAUUAAUUUUGCUAAAGAAAUUUCACGUGAAAAUGCAGAAACUUAUCAAAAAUCUUGGGAAAGUCAUCAACAACAAACAAAUACUGUUAUGAAUGUGUCAAAAUCACUUGGAAGCUUGAAUUUAUGGGAAACUGAUAUUGGUUGGGUAACAAGAUUUUCAUCUAAUGUGGAUCAUAGCGGGCUGGUUAUGCGCCAGAGUAUUAGUUGCCAAGAACAAAUGAUUCAAUCAUACGUUGAUUCUGCCAUACAAAAUCACUAUAACAGAUGUUCUUCGCCAGAUUGUCAUAAAUAUGCAUCUAAACCAGAAGUAGUAGGACAAUCGAUGCUUAGUGAAAGCGAUAUAUCAGAUGAUGAAUGGAUUCCAUGUACUAAUGAAGGAAAGUUAGAAGAAAAUCUUGUGAAAAAUUCAACAGAAAAUGAUGCAAACACUAAAGUACCCGCUACUUUGUAUUUUCCCAAUAAUAAUAGCAACAACAUUUAUACUACAUAUCCAAGUGAUCAAAAUCUACAAGAUCUCAGUGCAGAGAAGAUUAGUAGUAGUGAUGAUGAUGAUAUUCAAGUAUCCUAUGAAAAUAUUGCAAAGAAGUCUCCAGAUGAAACCGUAUUUUCACGUCUCAGUACUAAAAACAUAACUGAUUAUGGUAUCACAAGCAGUGAGAAUACAACGAAAAGUCAAAAAGAAGAACCUUUGUCUUAUCGACCGAUUUCAUCUUCGCCGAAUAUUCUUGAUUCAAUUCCACGUCGAGCAUAUUCUUUAGAAAGUUUUGACCAUAUACCAGAAACCAUCCCAAGGAUUGAAAAUCAACUACAAAACUUUACAGUCAAAGCUACUGAAAUUGAUGACGAGCGGCAUUUUGUUGAAAUUUAUAAUCUACCGCGAAAUCAUUCUACCACAACACACCCAAUCAAUAAUGAAUCUGGCAUAUAUGAAAGUCAUGAGAAUAUAUAUAUGAAAAAUUUUGACUCAAAUGAAAAGAAAAAGUUAUUGGACUUCUAUGGAUUUACAUUUGAUGUCAAGAAGUCGAACAUUACAGAUAAUAAUGGCGUUCCGCCUACUUUAAAUCCAAAUUUUGAGGAGAAUUAUGAAGCGAGUAAGCUGUCUAUGGUUUUAUUCAAAGGGUAG